Molecule: messenger RNA, 1293 nt
Organism: Abrus precatorius (Indian licorice)
Lineage: Eukaryota; Viridiplantae; Streptophyta; Magnoliopsida; Fabales; Fabaceae
Product: 60S ribosomal protein L10-like
Exons: 3
Coding region: 317-1039 (240 amino acids)
Biological process (GO): ribosomal large subunit assembly; translation
Cellular component (GO): cytosolic large ribosomal subunit; ribosome
Molecular function (GO): structural constituent of ribosome
Source: RefSeq, a predicted model, not a curated record
UGUCUUCUAGGGUUAGUCUCUGCCUCAAUUAAGACGUGGCCAUGGGGAGAAGUAUGCACACUUAGCACCUUUUACUUCCGUUAAAUUUUGAUUUAUCGUUUGCUUUAUUGAAGAAUUCAUGCUUCUUUCAAUUUAAUCUAUCUUAGUUAGCUUGUUGCUUCAGAAUUUGGAUUUUUCUUUUUUAUUAUUUUUAAUUUUGUCAGGAAAUGAAUGUAAAUUUAAGUUUUGUUUGAAAUAAGUUUGAAAUGGAUGAUUUGAUUAGAACACUGGUUUGUUAUUUUGUUUCAAAUUACUCUUCUCGUGUUUGCUGUUGUGUAUGUUUCUUGUAAUUUAUAGACAUGGAUAUGGUAAUCAUGAAUUGUUAUGGUGUUUUGAUUUAGGACCUGCAAGGUGUUAUAGACAAAUUAAGAACAAGCCAUACCCCAAGUCGCGGUUCUGCCGUGGUGUUCCUGAUUCCAAAAUCAGGAUUUAUGAUGUUGGUAUGAAGAAGAAAGGUGUUGAUGAGUUUCCUUUCUGUGUCCAUCUGGUUAGUUGGGAGAAGGAAAAUGUUUCCAGUGAGGCUCUGGAAGCUGCCAGAAUUGCUUGCAACAAAUAUAUGGCAAAAUUUGCUGGAAAGGAUGCUUUCCAUUUGAGAGUCAGGGUGCAUCCAUUCCAUGUUCUUAGGAUCAACAAGAUGCUUUCGUGUGCUGGAGCUGAUAGGCUUCAGACUGGGAUGAGAGGUGCAUUUGGAAAGCCACAGGGUACUUGUGCUAGAGUUGCUAUUGGGCAGGUCCUCCUUUCCGUCCGCUGCAAGGACAGCAACAGCCAUCAUGCACAAGAGGCCCUCCGUCGUGCUAAGUUUAAGUUCCCUGGACGUCAAAAGAUUAUAGUUAGCAGGAAGUGGGGAUUCACCAAGUUUAGCCGUACUGAUUACCUGAAGUUCAAGUCAGAGAACAGGAUCAUGCCCGAUGGUGUGAAUGCAAAGCUUCUUGGUUGCCAUGGACCAUUGGCUAAUCGCCAACCUGGAAGAGCCUUUUUGCCUACCAGUGCUACUGCAUAGGCUGUUUGUUACUCAGGAAUAUUAGACUUUGGAUUAUAUUAGUUUUGCAACAGUCAGUUGGAGUUUGUUAUUUUGUCUACACAUUAUAUUAAACUAAGUUCUGUAAUUUUUGUUUUUGGAACCACCUUGAAUUGAUAAUAUUAAUGUUAUAUUUUGUUAUGAUCCACACUCUAUUACUUCUCUUUAGUAUUUGAUAUUCAGUUGUUGGUCACCAAAUAUUGGGUCAUGGUACCUAGUAUUGUUUUAUUAACAAG